Molecule: messenger RNA, 1536 nt
Organism: Aspergillus piperis CBS 112811
Lineage: Eukaryota; Fungi; Ascomycota; Eurotiomycetes; Eurotiales; Aspergillaceae
Gene: hexA
Product: putative Woronin body protein HexA
Exons: 3
Coding region: 1-1536 (511 amino acids)
Biological process (GO): positive regulation of translational elongation
Molecular function (GO): ribosome binding; RNA binding; translation elongation factor activity
Source: RefSeq, a predicted model, not a curated record
AUGGCCCCAAUCCGGCAAGGCGCGUUCGAAAGGCAUUCGAGAAGAGACGCCCGAAGGACAGCCAAUCUGGACUUCGACGCCCGCGUCCCCAUCCCCUUCAGUGUCUUCCCGUCGUCGUACCGGAGUGACGCUGUUCCUGAAGCUACUCUCGCGGCGCCUGCCAGAGUAGAGGAAGAAGUCAAUCUCGAUCGCACUUCGCACGUCGAACGGGAAGAUACUCGAACCUCUGCUCCUCUCCCGGACCCCCGUGUCUACGGAAAGGAAGAAGUCGACCUUCACGCUUCUUCUGCUUCAGCUUUUGUCGAACAGGAUCGUUACCGUCCUAGACCCGGUGCUCCUUCUGCUUUCCGUGAGGAGGACGUGACUACUACUGUCAAUACUGUUCGAUUCGACGAGCGUGUUGAGACUAUCCCCCCCGUUGGUGCUGCUGCUUCCUCUGCUGCUCCUCGGUAUCCCCAAGUUGAUCUAGCGCGUGAACGUUAUCGUGAACCGUCGGUCCGUUUCCAAGACCGUCAACCCACCUACGAUCAGGCUCUCCAGAACCAGCUUGACAUCACUGAGCGCGAGUAUCGUCGUCGGGUUAAUAAUCCUACCUACGACGUUCCUGCCUCUUCGUACGACCGCCGCUCUCAAGCUUCGGUAGAUUCCUUCUCUGGUCCUCGCCAGCAGUCUAGGGACGUUUCGUACGACCGCCAGUUCAAGCAGUCCGAGUUUGACGUCUCGUACGACCGUGCUUACCAGUCUAAGCCUGUCGACUCCUACCCCCGCGACCCCUACAGCCGCCGUCAACAGAACGUUGAGCCGGUUCCCGAGUCUCCUAGCAGCUCGAACUCUGUGAAGGUUCUCAAGACCAAGACUGUCAUUGAUUCCCCUCCUUCUCGCAAGAUGGGUUACUACGACGACGACGGUAACUAUCACUCCUUCCGUCGUGGUGUGGAGCGCGCUGCCGACCGCAUCAUGCACCCUCACGGUCACCACGACCGCCAGGACGUAGUCGUCGCUGACGAAGGCGGUCCAGUUCGUUUCCGUGAAGGCGUCCGCGAGGAUGUCCGUAUCGUUGAGCCCCGUGCCGGUGGCAGCUCCUCGACCGCCGAGACCGUGCCGAUUCCCUGCCACUUCAUCCGCAUCGGCGACAUCCUGAUCCUUCAGGGCCGUCCCUGCCAGGUGAUCCGCAUCUCGGUCUCCCCCCAGACCGGCCAGCACCGCUACCUGGGUGUCGACCUGUUCACCCGUGAACUCCAGGAGGAGUCCAGCUUCGUCUCCAACCCCUCUCCUUCCGUCGUGGUCCAGACCAUGCUCGGCCCUGUCUACAAGACCUACCGCAUCCUGGACCUCCGUGAUGACGGCCGCCUGGUCGCCAUGACCGAGACCGGUGAUGUCAAGCAGGGUCUGCCCGUGGUGCCCCAGGGUCACCUGUUCCGCCGCAUCCGCGAGGCCUUCGAGGAUGGCCGUGGCAGCGUCCGCGCCCUGGUCAUCAACGAUGGUGGUCGCGAGCUGGUCGUCGACUACAAGGUGGUCCACGCUUCCCGCCUGUAA